Messenger RNA from Cydia fagiglandana, 1563 nucleotides. RefSeq lists its product as uncharacterized. The coding region runs from base 110 to 436 and encodes 108 amino acids. NCBI's taxonomy places the organism in Eukaryota, Metazoa, Arthropoda, Insecta, Lepidoptera, Tortricidae. The transcript is spliced from 3 exons. The record is from RefSeq and is a predicted model, not a curated record.
CGGCACACCGGUUACUCGCACGCCAGUUGCUUCACCCAACGCGCUGAGAGAACCUAGCCUGGGCACAACAUAUACGUCGGAAUUUAAAAAGUUGAUCCAGUGUUUGAACAUGUCGAAGUUGGUAUUUUUGUGUUUGAUGAUUGGAGUGGCUAGUGCUGCUACAUUUAGAGGGAGAGUGCCGAAAAAACCAGCGCAUUUAGCUCACAAAGAAGGUUGCUACGUGGAGGAGGUGAAAGAUGUCAUCCCGUACGGAUCCAUGGCUACCCCCAUCGGAGAUUGCGUCCGGAUAGAGUGUGGAGGCGACAUGCUGUACUAUGCUACAUGCGGUACGGUGGAGACUAACGAUCCGAUAUGCCACAAGACCAAGGGGGAUCUCACGAAGCCCUACCCCCAUUGCUGCCCUACGAUCAAGUGUGACUCCGAAAACCAAGUCUAAUCACUUAUUAUGAGAGUAUAUCCAACUGGCUGAAAAAAACAGGCUGUGAGAAAUUAAAAAAAAAUUAAUUAUAUUUAUUUAAAAUUAUAAGGUCACUUGCACCAUUCCACUUACCCGGGGUUAAACAGUUAAACCGUUAACCUCGUGACAAAUUGUACAGAUAACCAUGGUAACUCAAGGUUAAACCGGUUAACCCGGGUUAGUGGAAUGGUGCAAGUGUGGUAAAGCGGGCAAUUAUUAUGUAAUAUGAACUCGCCUUAACACUAAUUAAAGGAUAAACAGACCCCAAUGUAAAGACCAGCCACACUUACCAGGACCAUUCUCAAAAAAUAUGUCUGCGGUCUAUUGCCACGAGCCAUACAAAAUGUAUGAAAAGAGUCCGUGGCAAUUAGACGCAACCGCAGAUGUAUUCUCAGAGAAUAACCUACCAGUGCCAGUGGGCCACACUAGUACCUCAAGGCCCACUUGCACCUUCCCACUAACCCGGGGUUAAGCAGUUAAACCGUUAACCUAGUGUCAAAUUGUACUGGUAACCAUAACAACUUCAAGUUUAACCGAUUAACCCCGGGAUAGUGGAAUGCUGCAAGUAGGCCUAAUCAAACUGUACUGUAGGUAUAGUCUGUAAACAUAAUGUACAAUUUUAUUUGUAAUUUGAGCUCAUUAGUGAGCGUUAUAAAGAUUGUUCGAAUUUUGCUUGUGAAAUAAUGAAUAGUGGGUAUUUCAGCGUUCAGUGUCGAAUAAUAAUUGUUGAGCUAUUAGGGGUGAGCUUUAUAUCGGAGAUUCCAUAGCGCAAGUAGGUACUUAAAAACCAAUUUUGCUUAAACGCUAAAUAGCUCAAACUCUGUGACAGUAUAGGUAUAAUGAUUGGUAACUAUUUGAUACUUUAUUUAUGAUCUUUAUGAAUUUAGUUCCUUCUGGACCCCAGAAGCGUCUGUUUGGUAUACGAAUUUGGAAUUUCGUCUGGUUUAAUAAAAGUUAAAAUUGUAUGUUAGAAUUUGUCCUAUAAAGAGGCUUCUGGGUUGCAGAAGGCUAUAAAAAUAUUUUGUGAGAAAAAACAUAGGGACAGAAUACUGUAGGACUACGAAUUAUACAAAAUGUAAAAACAUUAGGCAUUGUUAUUGUGAAUU